Paramecium sonneborni is the source of this 165-nucleotide messenger RNA. Lineage: Eukaryota; Ciliophora; Oligohymenophorea; Peniculida; Parameciidae. The record is from the annotation of a GenBank genome assembly.
AUGAGCAUUAAUGAUUUAAAUCAAAUAGUGAGAGAAAUUAUGGAUAGAAUGUUAAAAUUAUAAUCUGGGGAAGAUUCAGAAGGAAGGAGAUCAAGUUAAUAAUUAUCUUGUCUAAUGAUGAUGAUUUAUGAAAAAAUUAACUAGAAAUAGCGAAUGAAUUUUUGA